CUCUCCCUUUCGGCGUGUUUUCGGAGAGAGAGGUUGAAAAGGUGGGUGUCGCGCUGCAUCCUGGGUACACAUAGCUUCGCUGUGAUGCAGUGAGCUCGUUGUGUUGACUGGUUACCAGCGGAAAGUGCGCGGCGGGGAAGGGGUCUGCCGCCGAGGGGUGGGCUUUCAGCGAGUUUCUACAAUGCGUCUUUCACCGACUUGAACGCUCUCACAGAACCAUGAGCCAACUUCGCCGGCUGCCUGGGAGCGGACUGAGCCACAUCUGAGCCCCGACGACGAGCGCUUGUUGGCGGAGGGAGCGAGCAUGAAGCAGCCGAGCGCUCCGCUCUCUGUUGUCGGCUUGACUGGGAAAUGGUAGCGCGCUGCAGGGACCGCCGCACUGGGAAGGACCAUGGUCGAGAGGAGCAGCAAAUUCUUGUUGAUCGUCAUCGGAUCCGUGUGUUUUAUGCUGAUCCUCUAUCAGUACGUGGCCCCCGGGGUGAUCAGUUUCGGCUCCCCGCACGGUUACUUCACGGAGGACGACGAGGGGGACAUCUUCCCCACGCCGGACCCCCACUACGUUAAGAAAUACUACUUCCCCGUCAGGGACCUGGAGAGGACCGUCGACUUCCAGAUCAAGGGGGAGGACGUGAUCGUGUUCCUGCACAUCCAGAAGACGGGGGGCACGACCUUCGGCCGGCACCUGGUCCAGAAUGUCCGCCUGGAGGUCCCCUGCGACUGCAGACCGGGCCAGAAGAAGUGUACCUGCUACCGGCCGAACCGCAAGGAGACCUGGCUCUUCUCGCGGUUCUCCACCGGCUGGAGCUGCGGCUUGCACGCCGACUGGACCGAGCUCACCAACUGUGUGCCGGGGGUCCUCAACAAGAAGGAGAACAAGCAGAAGAACCAGAGGAAGUUUUACUACAUCACUCUGCUGAGGGACCCCGUGUCCCGCUACCUCAGCGAGUGGAGGCACGUGCAGCGGGGAGCCACGUGGAAAACCUCCCUGCACAUGUGUGACGGCCGAACCCCGACACCCGAGGAGCUGCCUUCCUGCUACGAAGGCUCCGACUGGUCAGGGUGCACGCUGCAGCAGUUCAUGGACUGUCCGUACAACCUGGCCAACAACAGACAGGUCCGCAUGUUGGCCGACUUGAGCCUGGUCGGCUGCUACAACAUGUCCACGGUUCCAGAGAAGAAGAGGGCCCAGCUGCUGCUAGAGUCGGCCAAGAAGAACCUGCGAGACAUGGCCUUCUUCGGACUCACAGAGUACCAGAGGAAAACGCAGUUCCUCUUUGAACGAACCUUCAGGUUGCGCUUCAUCAGGCCUUUCAUGCAGUACAACAGCACCCGGGCUGCAGGGGUGGACCUGGACAACGCUACGGUGCAGCGCAUAGAGGAGCUGAACGAGCUGGAUAUGGAGCUCUACGACUACGCCAAGGACCUGUUCCAGCAGCGCUACCAGUACACCCGGCAGCAGGAGCGAUGGCAGCAGCGCAUCAAGAACCACAUGCAACAGAGUCACCAGGGCCUUGGCCUGAGCGUCGGCCUGUGGCCCUCCCGCGGCCAAGCUAGCUCACAAUCAACACUGGAGGAGGGGGACAGGGAGAGGGGCGAGAGGGAGGAGCGGGAGGACGGAGAGGAAGGGGGCAGAACGGAGGAGGCAGGCGCCAGGCUUCCCACUGAGGACUACAUGAACCAGAUCAUCAAACGCUGGUAGCAACAGAACGAGAACAAACGACAGACAUGCAUACAUAAUGUGAAAGUCAAGCACACACACACAUACACACACUGAGAGAGAGAGAGAGAGAGGUGCAUCUGCGGAAAGCUCCGCCUCCUUCAAAGACCACAACCAAGCGCAGGGUACCGCAGAUCUGGGCCGCGAGACUCGCAGUCUUGGGAGGGUUGCUAUAGCAACCGGAGGCUGAUAGCUUGCAUCAACUCUCAUUAUUGAGGUUCGCCCAGUUAUCGGCGCCUGCUUGCCCUUUCGCCUCCCUGCCACAUCUCCUCAUGUCUUUGUCACUGCUAUCAUCGUUACUUCCUGAGCGGAGGGAGAGCAGAACAUUUUUAGAAGUUGCUGACAACGUCCCAGCUUUCUCCUCCCGCGUCUCUCGCCCCCUCUGCGGCCCGGCGACGGGGAGCGGAGCACGAGGAAAGGAAAAAAAUCAGGUCUGUAAGAUUCAUGCAAUCCUUUGCGGACGCUCCUGUAUCAAGAGAAACUGGAAAAGCUCCGAACAAAGGAUGAAAAGUACGACAGCGAUAACAGACCGAAUCAGGGAGCAGAAAAAAAAACAAACCUGCAUAAAGUUGUGUACUAAAAACUCUGCGCUUGCAUAAAGCACCCAUUUCAUCCAUGAAGCAUACAUGUGUCCUGCAACAGUCUUCUUCUUAUUUUAAAAAUGCUUUUAUUUUUGUCAUGGUCCUUAAGCUUUGUUUAAAAGCAAAAUUGUAAUAACACUGAGACCAACUUUGCUGCCUAAAGAAAAUUCCUUUUCUUUUUUUUAUUUUUUAAUUGUUUUGUAUGUCGAAAAAGAGGAUUGGAUUGAUGAAUAAUGGACCAUAGCCAUUACUGAAGCCUCUGCUUCUUUUAGGAAGGGUGUCGCCAGUGUGUCUGAUAAAGGUUCCCAAAGCUCCUGUCACUUUAACAAGUUCAUUAUUUUUGCCUUUUCUCUCCGGUUUUUUUUCUUCUUCUUUCUCUUGGUGCAUCUCAGUCCUGCAAAGAAAGACAGCCAAUUACAGAACCGGAUCUCACAUAGGUGCGAAGAAACCAGUGGCAGCGGGGCGGGGUGGAGGGGGCAGCGAGUGAAUGUGCUGCGGGUUGCUGCCAGGAACCGUGCAGCGCGAGCGGCAAGCGCUUUGGAAGCCUUAACUCGGACAAAAAUGCUUGAAAUGGGAGCUGGAGAACUACCGGUCACCAUGGCAAUGAGAGCUCUUAAUGUAGUGGGUGGCAUUUUAGCUUCUCUUCCUCUUCUUCUUCUCCUGUCUUUUCUCUUUUUUAUGUCUUGACUGCGUGGUAAAAGCAGCCAUCUCAUGCAAGCCUCUGUCCCACCCUCCUAAAGGGCAAACGUUGCUGUGGUGACCUGCAGCUCGUCGGGGCAAAGAACGGACAGGGUGAGGUAGCAGUGCCUCUGUGUACUUGGAUCAUAGUCAACAUAAUUAUUGCCAGAUAUUAAGUCUGCAUUGUACUACAGUAAUUUCUUUGACUACUUGUGAGUUUGUGAAAGAGUGUGUGUGUGUGUGUGUGUGUGUGUGUGUGUGUGUAAAUAUAGUGUGUACAGGAAGCCAGUCUGGUGUUUGCCUUUGUAAAUAGUGAGAAUGACCGACAGAGGAUGUUUGUGAACAACUCGUUUCAUGACCAAUUACCUUGCCGUUUUUUUUUUUUUUUUUUUUUUUGUUCACAGAUCACGCUCAUGAGAGUCCUUUUCUUGUCUCCUUUCCAUGUUUCGGUCGGAACCCACAACUGUAGCUUUACACUAUUUCUAAUUGUACAGUAAAAUGACCAAUCUGCACUUUCAAUCCAGCUUUCGAACCUCAGCAUAUCCCCAUUUCUGUCAGUCCUGCACCACUCCAUGUGCAGACCUUACUGUGAACAUAAAGUACAUGAAAGAAAAUUCUCAUAUUUUUAAACCGUUUUGCAGGUGCUUGGUCAUAUCUUCAAAGGUACUUCCGCGGUCCCACAGGGCCCGGCUUGUUUACCUGUACAAAAUACAUGUUUGCGUGAGGCUGAGUUUCCACGGACUUUUGGGCUGGAUGUUGACACGCGGCCGGCAAGCUGGUGUAGCCCCAAGCGUGCGUUUUAUUAAUCUCUGCGGGAAGGAGAUGCUUGAGAUAUCUUCAAAAAUAUUUGGAGACAGAUCUUAUGUUAUCCCCCACCCCCUACAAGGUUUGUGUAGGAAACCAAUUUUAAGUGAAUCAUAGACUAAGGCAUGAAGGUGAAGGCUGCUGUGCCUUGCAAAAGUAAUUACAACUCUUGAACUAAAACCUUUUAAGUUAAUUUUGAGGGGAACUUUAUGUGAUGGAGCAACACAAAGUGGAGCAUAAUUAUGUGAAGACAGAAGAGAGACAUGCAUUGACUGCAAAAGCAAAUAUCUUGGUAUGCUUGAGAAAAACAAACUUACAAAUGACAGAAGGUUGUUUUAAGUCAGAAAAUUAAAUUAGUCAAUAAUUUCUUGACAUUGAAGAAAAAGUACUAUUUCCCCUAGUGGAUUAUUUUUAUUUAUACCAAGACAUUUUUUCCUUAAGUGAAAUAAUCUACCUGUGGAACUAAUAGUUUUUCAUAAAUAUUAGGGAAUUAUUGUCUUAACGAGCUUUUAUAUCCUGCAGAAAAGUUACUUGUAAGUUAGUUUUAUCUUAUUUCAAACAUACUGAGAUAUUUGCAUGAGAAAUCAGAUUAAAAAUACUUGGUAAGACUUUGUGUUCUUGGACUUGUUGAACCCCUUACUUUUCCAAUUCUUUCACCUUGAGUCUCAUCAGAUCAAUACAUAUUUGCAUAUUCUUCUUUCCUCCACAAACUGUUUCAACUUUGGUCUUUUUUUGACCGGGCCAACAUUGCAUACAUUUGAGCCGAGUCUGGCAGACCGGAUCUUUUGUCACUUUCUUUCAUCAACGGUUUUCUUCUGGCCAGAUUUGUGGAGCACACAAGUGGUCGUAGUUGUCCUGUCAACAGACUAUCUGCAGAAAGUGUCCUUUUCCUCUCACUUAAUAAUUGUGCAUUACUUUGAAUUGGCCUCGCACAUGAAGUUCCCCACAUAAAGGUUGAAGUUUGUGUUUGUAAUAUGACAAACAGAAAAGUUUAAAGAGUGUGAAAACCUUUGCGAGCUGCUGUUGCAAAGGUUAAUCUUGUGGGGGGUUUUCCAUGUUUUGCUAAUGAGAAACGCUUAGAGAACUGCUCGUGAAAAACAAAGUUGUGUGUUUAUAGUGAAAUAAAUGACCUCGACAUGUCCACUGCCUGUCUGUGUACAUUUGUUUCACGUAAAGCAACAAAUACUCUGUUAUAUGUUGACUCCAAAAGGUAUUAAAAUGAAUAAUAUUAGGGAAAACCGAGGGGAAUGUUAAAGUGUGCUGGAAAGAAGACAGGCUUUUUGCGCGUUGUAAUUCAAACUGCAUUUAGAUGAUGGAUGCAGGCAUCCUGCUUCCUUCGUCUUUGGAAAACAUGAUGCAACGGGUUUUCUUUUAAAACCCGGACCGUUAAUCUCGGCUAAUCACCACCGAAUCCUGCCUCGGUGGUGUGAUCAGCUUGGUUUUAAAUCAGGAAUGAUUCAUCAUGGGAAGGAGAGAAGAACCAGAGGGAUCAUGCAAAGUAUUAGGACUCAUCAAUCGCCAGUUUGAACAUUUUUGCACAGUUUUAAAGUAAUGCAAUAGGGAGAGAGAAACGGAUAUGGGAGAGAGACCCUCACUUUUCAUAUCAGCUUCCCCGUCUUUGUCUUUUGUCUUUUUUUUUUGGAACUGGAGACUUGAAAACAUCGCAGCUUCAGGCAUUUUGCCCAUAACUUCUAAAUCAGAGCCGGGCUGUGUUUGGGCUCCAGUCCAACGUUUGUUAGUGUAGAGCAAAAAGGCAAAAACCCAUUCUCCAUGUAUGGAGGUUUAUUUUUGUUUUAAGCGUUCCAGUUUUGAGUGAUUGGGGCUUGAAUCAAAUACUGUCUGUCUGAGUGUGUGCGUGUGUAAAAGAAAAGAAAAGCUUUUUACUGACAUCAUUCCAGAGAAAAUUUAUGCUCAAAUAUAUUAUUUUGUUUUGUUUAUCUCAUGUCUUAACGUUGUUUCCUUGGUGACAAUAAAGCAAAUCAUCAUCCUACUCUUACAGAUGUGUUAAAGAAAGUGUGAAAGGGAUUUGUUCUUGUUUUAUUUUUUUUAAUUGGUGAGCAGUCUCCCAGACUCCCUUAUGUAUGCAUCUUUCUGGGUUUGUUUUCUUAUGAUUGCAAAACUGAAUCAUCCAACCACCAAUUAAAAUAUUUCAUUUUUACA
This is a messenger RNA of Poeciliopsis prolifica (blackstripe livebearer), 5940 nucleotides long. RefSeq names its product heparan sulfate 6-O-sulfotransferase 1a (gene hs6st1a). The transcript is spliced from 4 exons. Gene Ontology annotation, cellular component: membrane. The record is from RefSeq and is a predicted model, not a curated record. The coding region runs from base 392 to 1699 and encodes 435 amino acids. Lineage: Eukaryota; Metazoa; Chordata; Actinopteri; Cyprinodontiformes; Poeciliidae. Gene Ontology annotation, molecular function: heparan sulfate 6-sulfotransferase activity.